Messenger RNA from Branchiostoma belcheri (Belcher's lancelet), 4229 nucleotides. RefSeq lists its product as uncharacterized. Gene Ontology annotation, cellular component: cytoplasm; nucleus. Gene Ontology annotation, biological process: negative regulation of apoptotic process; positive regulation of protein ubiquitination; regulation of cell cycle. The record is from RefSeq and is a predicted model, not a curated record. Gene Ontology annotation, molecular function: cysteine-type endopeptidase inhibitor activity involved in apoptotic process; ubiquitin protein ligase activity. Lineage: Eukaryota; Metazoa; Chordata; Leptocardii; Amphioxiformes; Branchiostomatidae. Bases 941 to 2509 code for a protein of 522 amino acids. The transcript has 9 exons.
GACAAAACGUAAAAAAAAGCACCUGUGGCACACAUUACCAAAAAAAAGUGCAUGGGGUUUUCCGCAAUUUUCACUACAUAGCCCGGCUAUUUUCAUAUAUCGCUUCGAGAGGUCACGCAGCUUUCGGGUAUCUUCAGUUCUUGAGGCUUUGUCACAUAGUCCAUAAUAACAUCACAGUUUCUGAUAGAGGGUGCCAAGGACUGAGGCACGUUUCGUCACCACAGAGUAGCUUGGCAAGGUUCUCAUCCUGUCUCAGGAACACCUCAGGACAAUUGAGCUCUUUAUACACAGAGUGGGGUACCUGGCUCAAGUGUGGUUGGGAUAUAGAAAGCAGAGUCCAUCACAGUACUAAGUUACAAGAACUUAUCUCGGAGGACUCUCUUUCUUAGCACUGAUACCAUCACAACAGGAUAGAGAAAGGGAGAAGGCACCCACCAUCCAGGCUCCCAGAACCUUUGGUUAGCCCCUUUGGGGUCCACAGUCUGCCCUCUAUCUCAACCCGGUGUUAACCAAGAAAACGGACACGUACAGGACACAUUGACAGUGUAGUCCUCCUUCCGUCAUCUCCAAGCUGAUCUUUCGGUGGCUCAAGACAGUAUCAAAUUGGGAAGACAGUAUCCAACUGGCAAGACAGUGUCCAAUUGGCAAGACAGUAUCAAAUUUGGAAGACAGUAACCAACUGGCAAGACAGUGUCAAAUUGGCAAGACAGUAUCAAAUUGGCAAGACAGCAUUCAAUACGCCAAACACCAAAAAAAAAAAAUUAAAAGAAGUGUAGCCCUCCUUCCUUACAUCAAGGGAGUAUUUGAAGAGGAUGACAUGUUCGGAUCACAGCAUCCCCUGAAUUCUCCAUCUCCCAGUACUAGUACCCAGCUAUCACUGACAGUCAUCCAACCGUUAAACGUUCUUCACUAAGUAGUGUCUACUGCCAGGCAACAAUCCAUGGCUCCCAAGCAUCCCGACAUGGCAGAUGAGCAGGAUAGGCUUAGCACCUUUUUCCGGUGGCCAUCGUAUGCUCCAGUUAGCCCACCAGUGCUUGCCAAAGCAGGGUUUUUCUACACAUGUGUCAGUGACCGAGUCCGAUGUUUCUGGUGUGACGGUGGACUGAAAGACUGGGAACCGGGUGAUGUCCCAUGGGAGGAACAUGCCACGUGGUACCCAGACUGUGAGUUCUUGCGUCAGCGGAAAGGGGAUGCCUUUGUACGAGCGGUACAGGCCUCUACUCCCUACUACCUACGAGGACAGCAACAUGUACAGCAUGUCCUUGAUUCAGUGCUUGACUCCAGGUGGUACCUGUUCAGAAGUGCCCUGGGACAGCUGCAGCUGUAUGACAGUCACCUGCGGAUCAGCCUGCCCCUCAGCAGUGGGAAACACCGAGACAGGUUCCAGGUGCUUCUUCUCGUGAAUGGCCAGGCUAUGGUGGUGGAUGUCGCCUCAGUGGAGUUUCCAAAGAAUCCACCAUCUACAGAAACAAGAAGACAGGUUUCUCUUCUGUUGGAAGAUGAGACAGCUGUGAUGGAGAAACUACAGGAAGUUCUGUUCACCAACAGCUCAGGGUUUCCAGACUUGCCAUGUGGGAUCAGGCCCGGACAAAUCUGCCUACACAGACUGGACAGACAGAAGAAGGUUGUUGUGAGUUCUGCUGCCCAUGCCAACUCACAGCGUGGCACGGUCUUGGUGGCACCAAUCAACGAGCUGGGGACUGCAGACAUCAACCAAAUCACCUCAGCAAAGAAGGAUGAUCUCCUCCCCACCAGUGAUGACCAGUACUAUGACAUCGCCAGGCUGUUGGACGAUCUGGACAAGAGGUUCUUCUCUGCUCUGGGACCAGACCCUCGACAGAUCUGCAUGGAUCUGGCGAACAUGUCUCUACCAAACCCCACAAGGACAGGCAGUAGAAAGCUGCCACUGGGUUGGCUUUCAGAACAAACCUUGCAGAGAGAAGUUUUCAGUGAAGUCAUCUCAGCACGGGCUCAUCUGGAGUACGGCCCGGGUCACAUUCCCAAGUCAACCACCUUCCUCCACACUGUGGACCAACGUGGCCUGAGACAAGAGUCCAGGAGACUCCAAACCUUCAUGGACUGGCCUCGGUCCACCCCUGUCAAGCCAGAACACCUGGCAGCAGCUGGAUUCUUCUACAUCGGGAAAGGAGACAACGUGCAGUGCUGCACCUGUGGGAAUGUGCUCAAUCACUGGAGGGAGGGGGAUGACCCAGUGCUAGAACACUUCUACCGCUUCCCAGACUGUGAGUUUGCAAUCGGUUAUGACGUUGGGAACGUCCCAAUAUCAUCAUCGCUGGAACCCCGACAGGAGACUGUUUCUUCUUUAGAGAAGGAACUUGACAGACUGAGGGAAGAGAGAAUGUGUAAAAUCUGCAUGGAGGAGGAUGCUGUGAUUGUGUUCCUGCCAUGUGGACAUCUUGCAGUCUGUCAGACAUGCUCUGCCACCCUUCACAAUUGCCCUAUCUGUAGGAAGCAGAUUGAUAGAACCGUCAGAGCAUUCAUGUCUUGAUUCUAAAGCAAGCAUCUGUUAUUUCCAACACAAAAAUAGAAAUCACAAGGAACUAUGAGAAACCACAAGGAAUCAGGAGACAUCACACUUCUUCUUUCAUUGAGUAUCUCAGUAUCUGGAUGUCUACCCUCCAUCAACACAUCCUGGGUACUUCUUUGUGAUGUCUUGAGGUUCCUUGUUAUUUCGUAUGGUUCCUCUGGUUCCUUGUGGUUUUUAACUAAGGUCACACUGACUUAAUUUUGUGGAUGACAUCCUCUGAAGACCCCGAAACUAGUGUGUGUGGGCAAAUCAAACAAUUCUAGCCCAAACAAAAUGCUGUUAAACCACAGGAAUACAAAUUUUAAGGUUACCUUAUUGAGAAUUUAAUGCAUGUGCAGAGAUGUCUUCCAUAAAACAAAAUCAGUGUUGCCUUAUUAAUUCUAACCACAUGAAAGCACAAGGAACCAUGAGAAACCACAAAACAUAUUAUGAUACUUAUUAUAAGCUUCUUCUUUUUCUUAGUCAUGAUGCCUCAUGGUUCCUUGUGGAUACUCCUGGAAUUGAACAGUAAGAAGAUGAUACAAAGUCCCUCCGGUUAUAGUGGGACCUGACUAUAGUGAUUGGGCUGAAACCUGCAGCAGUAUACACUGUGAGAUUCGGAAAAGAGAACAACAAUGAGAAGUCCACCAGUCGUUUGACUUUUAUCUUGUGCCCUAUCGGGAUCAUUAAAUUGUUUUAAAAAGUAUCACGUCUUGGUGUUGUUAUUCUGUUGUGACAUGAGACAGGAUGCUGAAAAGACCAAGGUUUUCAUGCCUGGUGGUCAAACGUCCUCUAUAUUUUCAGGCAGUUAAAAAAACUUCUAACACCGAACACCUCUGACAGUAUUUUAUUCUAGCAUAUAAAGUAACUCCAAAGUUAGAAUCGGGUUGUAAAUCUGAGUUUCAAAUUAGCAGAUGCGUAAUAUACUAUGUACAUGUAUAAAGCUGUCCUCAUACUGUAAGCUAAUCAGGAUGCCUUGCUAAUGAAAUUCAGGCCAAUUGAUGUAAAGCAACUUCAAGUAUCACCGCCAUGAUAAUUUGGCAAAUAACAUCCAUAUCAGCAAACUACUGUACCCCAUCUCCAAAAUUUAAGAAAGUACACAUACAAGCUUCAAUCUGCAUUCCUUAUACCAAGGAGGUUUAACUUGCUAAUAUUAUUAUGAUGACAGAAAAAUUAGACAGAAAACUGUACAUGGACCUUUAUUCUCUGUUGCCACAAUUAUUCAAAGAAUAGGCAGACACCAUAGUUCUACUAUUUCACAAAAAUACUGGCGCAUACAAAUUCAUACAAGCACCUAAGAUUUAGCCACUAUUGAAGCACUAUAUAGACUCUAUAAUUAAACUCAAAUAUAAGCCAGAAAGUCAUAUAUUCUAUCAUAUACUUUGUCAGUACCAAACAUUAUGCAUAGAAGUUCAUAAACGGCAAAAUAUAUAAUUCUAUAAAUUCUUCUUCCUUAAAUCUAAAAAAAGUUUCAAGUAAAAAAGCAGAACACUCGACUAGUACACGACUAAUUCACAAAUUAUUAUACCUGACUAUAUAAUUAUCAUACCAUUCUAUGGCUAGUACAAUUAAGCAAGGUGCAUAGGUUGAGUACUGGUAUUUGCUGCAAGUUGUGAAAUUAUGGUAGUUUUCACAAAUUUUGGCAUAAUUCUAAAUCACCACAGUCCUUAAAAUCUCUAAUAUGGCACUGGGAUAUUAUCAC